AUGCGUCAGAAGCACGAGUCCACUCGGUCCCACCUGCGCGAGCACCUGACGUGGACCCUCCUUGCAGCUGCCACCCUCACCUCCUUCGGCUCCUCCAUGCCGUACGGCUACAACCUGGCAGUGGUGAACUCCCCGACCCAGUACAUCAAAGCUUUCUACAAUGACACCAUCCUGGAGCGUUACAACAUGACCAUGAGCGCCGACAACCUGGUGCUGCUCUACUCGGCCACGGUCUCCGUCUUCGCUGUGGGUGGGAUGUUCGGUGCUUUCGUCGUCGGUCUACUGGUCUCCAAGCUGGGUCAGAAGGGCACGCUGAUGUACAGCACAGUCCUGGUGUUCCUGGCCGGGCUGCUGAUGGGGUUCAGCAGGCUGCUGCACUCUCCGGAAAUGGUGAUCCUGGGGCGCUUCGUGACCGGGAUCCACUCAGGUAUCUCACUCAGCGUUGUACCAAUGUACUUAGGAGAAAUUGCCCCUAAAAACCUGCGGGGGCUCCUGGGCUUAAUCCCCACCAUCUUCAUCUGCCUGGGCAUUUUUGCUGCCCAGAUUCUGGGUCUGCGGGAAGUGAUGGGAGAGGAGCAGCACUGGCCUCUGCUGCUCUCCCUCAUUAUUGUGCCAGCCCUGUUUGAGCUCUUCUUCCUGCCUUUGUUCCCGGAGAGUCCACGGUACCUGAUGAUUCAGAAGAAGGACCACUCUGCCACAGUCAAAGCCCUGAUGUGGUACCGGAGUAACUACAAUGUGAAUGUCCAGGCAGAAAUUGAGGAGAUGCAGGAAGAGCAGCUGUCCUUGGUGUCCCUGGAAACUGUCACCGUUUGGCAGCUCCUGACUGAUGGGUCUGUACGCUGGCAGCUGGCAUCCACCAUGGUGAUCAACAUUGGCAUGCAGCUCUCUGGGAUCGAUGCGAUUUGGUUCUACACCAGCAGCAUAUUCGAGCACGCUGGGAUUCCGGAGACAUACAUCCAGUACAUCACCGUAGGCACAGGGGUCAUCGAAGUGGUGGUAGGACUGAUCGGGAGUUUAAUCAUCGAGAGGGUGGGGAGACGCCCGCUUCUGAUUGGUGGAUUCAGCUUCAUGGGAUUGUCCAGUGCCGGCAUAACGAUGACGUUACUGGUUCAGGUUCCCUGGAUGCACUACGCUAGUGUCGCCUGUGUGGUGGGGAUCAUCACCGGCUUCUGCAUCGGACCAGCGGGCGUCCCCUUCCUGAUGACAGCAGAGCUGUUCACCCAGUCCCACCGGCCGGCGGCCUACAUCGUGGGAGGCUCCCUCAACUGGCUCUCCAACUUCACCGUGGGCUUUGUCUUCCCCUUCCUGCAGAUGUCUGCCGGUGCCUACUGCUACCUGGUCUUCUGUGGCAUUUGCUGGCUCGUCUGCAUCUAUGUCCACUUGGUCAUUCCUGAGACCAAGAACAAGACCUUCAUGGAGAUCAGCCAGAUGUUCUCUGUCAGUCACCCAGUGUCAAGUUCGUCCAGGUCCCGCAUGUCACCCGAUGAGCUCCAGCUGAAGAAGUUCAGUGGAUACGGGACGCUAGAUUCUAGUUCUUCAUUCAUUGAGAGUUCCAGAUUUUUCUAG
Molecule: messenger RNA, 1566 nt
Organism: Mobula hypostoma (lesser devil ray)
Lineage: Eukaryota; Metazoa; Chordata; Chondrichthyes; Myliobatiformes; Myliobatidae
Product: solute carrier family 2, facilitated glucose transporter member 5-like
Exons: 12
Coding region: 1-1566 (521 amino acids)
Biological process (GO): monosaccharide transmembrane transport
Cellular component (GO): plasma membrane
Molecular function (GO): hexose transmembrane transporter activity
Source: RefSeq, a predicted model, not a curated record